AUGAAUUUAUUUUUGAUAAGUAUAUUUCUUAUAUUAUACAAUGUAAAAUGUAAUAUAUUAAGUAAGAAAUGUGAAAGUUGGAAUGAGUGGUCAGAAUGUGAAAAUGAUUAUAUUUCAAGAACCUGUAAUUAUGAUUAUUCUAUUCGUGAUUUAAAAUCAUGUAAAAAUUGUGGGAAGUGGGGAAAUUGGUCACCAUGUAAUAAUGGGAUAACAUUUCGAUAUUUAAAUAAUUGCGCAUUUAUUAAAGAUGAAAAGGAAUGUACUAAUAAUAAUGAAGAGAAUAAUAAAAUAAAAAAUGAAAAUCCUCAAGGAAUGUUAACUAAUUUGAGUAAUGAAGAUUUAAAAAAAGAUAACAACAAAAAUGAAAAAACUGUACUAAAUAAUAAUGAUAAGCAGUAUAAGAAAGAAAAUGAAGAAUUAAUAUUUAAUGAUGAAAAUAGCUCACAAAAAUUAGAGAUAAAUGAAGAUAAUGAUUUUUCUGAAACUUUCGGAAAUAUAACUGAAGGAAAUAAAAAAAUUGAUAAUGGAAAAAGCGUAAAAAAUAUUCAUUUGAUGACACCAUCUAAUUCAUUUAAUAAUGAAAGCAAUACAAACGAAAUAAGAAAUGAAAAUCCAAUUUAUGAAAAUACUAAAUUACCAUUCAUUCGAGAAAACAAGAAAAACGAAAUUAAAGAACAUAAUUAUAUAUAUGAUAUAAAUUCCAUUAAAAGAAAAAAAGGUGAAAAUGAAGAUAAUAAUAUUAAUUUACAUAAUAGUAAUAAUGAAAUAAAUAAAAGUUACUACAAUAAGAAAAAAGUAAAAAAACUUAGGGACAACCAAAAUAUAAAGAUAAUAAAUCAGAAAAAUGAAAUUGAUAAAAAUAUAUCAAAAGAAAACCUUAACAGUACUGUUAGAAUGAAAACUUAUGAUAACACCUUUAAUGAUGAAAACAAAAACUUAUAUAAUUUUCGUGAAAUACAUGAAAACGAAUAUGAUACAAAGAAUAAUGAUUUUAAAGGAAAAUAUAAUGAUUCAAUAAAAUUUAAUAGAAUAUAUAUAGCAAGUGGUUUGGGCGUUGUUUUAAUUUUAACUGGAGGUAUUGUAGGUUAUAUUAUUCAUAAAGAAAAAAAAACAGAUGAUUUUCCUAUAGAUAGUAAAGAAGAGAAUUAUGAAGUUAUUUUUAAUGAUGAUACUUCAAAAAAUAAAAGUAUCAAAGCAUUAUAUGAAGAGGAAUUUUGGGCAUUUGAAUAA
Messenger RNA from Plasmodium gallinaceum, 1230 nucleotides. RefSeq names its product merozoite TRAP-like protein, putative (gene MTRAP). The transcript has a single exon. The record is from RefSeq and is a predicted model, not a curated record. NCBI's taxonomy places the organism in Eukaryota, Apicomplexa, Aconoidasida, Haemosporida, Plasmodiidae. Bases 1 to 1230 code for a protein of 409 amino acids.